This is a messenger RNA of Thermochaetoides thermophila DSM 1495, 1344 nucleotides long. RefSeq lists its product as uncharacterized. The coding region runs from base 1 to 1344 and encodes 447 amino acids. Gene Ontology annotation, molecular function: rRNA primary transcript binding. Gene Ontology annotation, cellular component: ribonuclease MRP complex. Gene Ontology annotation, biological process: nuclear-transcribed mRNA catabolic process, RNase MRP-dependent; maturation of 5.8S rRNA from tricistronic rRNA transcript (SSU-rRNA, 5.8S rRNA, LSU-rRNA). Lineage: Eukaryota; Fungi; Ascomycota; Sordariomycetes; Sordariales; Chaetomiaceae. The record is from RefSeq and is a predicted model, not a curated record. The transcript has 2 exons.
AUGACAACCCAAACAACAACUAAACUUCCUUCCCAUGCCCUUAACUCGAACCCCAACCACGACUCUUCUUCUUCUUCAGACCCCCUCACCCAAGCAACCUCCCUACUCACCCCUGCCCUCCACCUGCUCGAGCGCUUCCACCACCGCAACAAGAACCAGCAUCGCACCUCCAAAUGGUGGGCUCAAGCCGACAUGCUGCGCCGGCAUGUCCGCAAGAUGCUCGACGAUUUGGAUCAAGCAGCGGAGGAGCGGGAGCAGCAGAAGAAAAGGAGGGAACGGGAGGAGAGGAGGAGGUUGAAGAAGGGGACGUCGUCCACGGAUAAAGGGGAACAAGAGGGGGAAGGGAAGGCGAUGGGGAUGGUGAGGAAACGGGCGGGGUAUUUGAGGGGGGGGUUGGGACCGGGGGCAUUUGUGGCGUUUACACAGCUUACGGCGGACAGGCAGUUUGCGCAUUUGGGGUUGAUGAUGCUGGGUGUAUUGGCGCAAGUGAACAAGGCUGUGGAGCCUUUCGCGCCAGGGCCGUCGUCUGUGGAAGAGUAUUCUACAGGGCAGGCUGUUGGGACGGUCGAGGCGGCACCGUUGAUUAACCAGGGGGUUGGGCAUGUGCUAGGCGGGGAUGAGCUCGGCACAGCUGUCUCGAGGGAACAGCUUGAGAUGGAGUGGGAAGGGUUAGGACAGGAGCAAGGUGUGGAUAUGGGUGAAGUUGUGUCGAGAGAGGAGGUCGAGAGGAUGGUUGCUUCUGUUGAGGUUGGUGGGUCUGCGACAUCAAAGCCGAUAUCCCAAGCUCCUGGAGACGACCCCGACGAGAAGCCUGCACAAACAGCUUCGAAAGACAUAAAGAAGGUCAACCCAAAUAAGCGCAAAGCCCUCCCGCUCCUCUCUCCCUCUACAGGCACAACAUCAGCCGAACCCGAAGCAAAUCCCCCAGAGCCAAAGGAAAAGCCAGCCGCUUCUGGAGGCGACGAAUUCGACUCCAUCUUCGGCUCGCUCGAAAGAAAAGAGAAUAAGAAGAAGAAGGAGAAACCACUUUCCAAACUGGGGACUGGGGACGAGUUUGACAGUAUCUCUAGUGGGCUGGAAAAGAAGAAAAAGGACAAGCCGAUACUCAAUGCUGGAGGUAAUGAUGAGUUCGAUAACAUCUUUGAAGGACUUGGGAAGAAGAAAGCGAAGCUAGUCACCGUACAUGGAGCAGGGGAUGAGUUUGAUGACAUCUUUGGUGGGCUGGAGAAGAAGAAAAAGAAGAAUGUCGAGUCGUCGUCCAAACUGGGAGGGCUGGACAAGGGUAAAAUCAAGAAGAAAAAGAAGAAAGACGAGUUUGACGAUAUUUUCGGAGGGCUUUUGUAA